This is a messenger RNA of Linum tenue, 2754 nucleotides long. Lineage: Eukaryota; Viridiplantae; Streptophyta; Magnoliopsida; Malpighiales; Linaceae. The record is from the annotation of a GenBank genome assembly.
AAAGAAUUCCUCUUUGUAAAAUAAUACCCCAGGGCCCAGACCCACAAAAAUCAAUCGCUAUCAACUACAAUCUUCGUCUCUGGAUGCUCCCUCUCUCUUGGUAUCAUUCCUCAACUCGUCUCCAACAAUCGCCGCAUUUUCUCUCUGUUUCUCCGCCUCUAUAUUGAAACAGCGACAAACAAAUCCAUUCAUUCAACACCUAUAGUUCAUUUUCCAUUUAGGAAAAGAGGUUGCCUUUCUAUCUUCUUCGUAAAAAUUGAACCGUGGGUAUUGUUUCUUCCCCCUGUUUGGGCAUUCAUUCCCCUGUUAUAUGAUCUGGUUCUGCUGCCGGAUUACAAGCUGGAGUUGUCUUCCAAUUCCCUCCUCCGCCCGACGACCACAAUCACCACCGGCACAUUUCCCAGGAACCCAUUACGAUUCAACCCCCUCCAAUCCACCCGGCCGCCACGCUCUGCCGCCGUCCGGAGUCGAAGAAGAAGACAACAGUUGGGGAUUGUCGUCGGGAAGGGGGCAAUUAUGGCAUUCGAACAGGUCCCCGCUACACAAUCCCUUAUGUUGACCUCCGGAGCCAGCGGCCGGAUUAAUGCCCUGUUCUCGGCGAGGGCGUUGAAGGGUCUAUUGGCGUUGAUUCAUACCGUGGUAAUACUGCUAUUGCUCCCAUUUCGUGGCCGGAGGCGGGCGGCCCCCUCCGGAAGCUCUUCGGGUCACGGGGAAAAGGGCAAUUGCGAGAAGGGGAGCGCCGGCGGCGGGGCGAAGGUGAGGGUCCCUGCUAAUAUUGUUCCGUGGAAGGCUACGAGCUCCUGGGUCAGCGCCGGAGGCGGAGUCAUGGCAAUGUUGGAUCAGGAGGUUGCGGCUAGGAGGACGAUUGCAAUCCGGAGGGUGUUGCAGGAUGAUGAUCCUAGCUCGGUUAGGGCUUUCUCCAUGUUCAUCACUGCCAGGGGCGACACCGUUUUUACCCAGUCUUGGUUCCCGGUUUCAGGGGAGAUCAGGGGUCUCGUGGUUCUCAUGCAUGGACUGAAUGAACACAGUGGGCGGUAUAACGAAUUCGCAAAGCAACUGAACCGUAAUGGCUUUAAAGUAUAUGGAAUGGACUGGAUUGGGACUGGCAUGUCCAUUGGUGGAAAAAAGUAGCAUGUGAAGCUCCUUUUAAAUAUGUAAGCUUGCUAUUUAUGGCUGGACUUGUUGGUAAAGGGAAGGAUGCCUACCCUAAAACUUAUAGGUCAAAGCCCUUUUGGGAAGCUUGGUUUUCUCAGAAUUUCUUGGCAAAUUUUAUUGCCACUAGAUUUUCCUUAUUUCCAGGUAAAUCUGGGAAUCAGCAGCAGGCCCACCACCUUAAAAUUGUAGAAAACAAUUAGGAGAAAUUUUUUCAAGUUAUGACCAACUUCUUGUCUAGCAAAUUCCUGUUUCCCUUUCUCAUAUCUUUCAUAUGUGGCUUAUAUUCAGUUUUGUUGUGUUCCUAAACUACUAUUUUUUCUUGUUUGUUUCCUUCCCAUUCAGAUUGUUAUGGUCUGUCAAAACCUGGUUGAUGUUGAUAAGCUUUAUCACUUUCGUUGUUUGAGCAAUAUUUUCUAUGUUCACAGUAAUCUGUGCUAAAACCCAGGGUCAAUUUUCUUGUUUCUUGUCAGGUCAUGGCGGAAGUGAUGGUCUACAUGCAUACGUUCCUUCUCUAGAUUAUGCUGUGUCUGAUUUGAAAUCAUAUCUAGACAAGGUUAUAGCUGACAACCCUGGGCUCCCAUGUUUCUGCUUUGGGCACUCCACUGGGAGUGCCAUUGUUCUCAAGGCAGCUCUAGAUCCAAAAGUUGAAGCUACACUUGCUGGUAUGGUACUGACUUCACCUGCAGUAGGAGUUCAGCCAUCCCAUCCCAUUUUCGCGGUGUUGGCCCCAGUUUUCUCUGUUCUGUUGCCAAGGUUCCAGAUAAAUGCAGCAAACAAAAAAGGGAUGCCAGUCUCGCGAGACGCUGAUGCCCUAAUCGCCAAGUACUCGGACCCUCUUGUCUACACUGGAUCUAUCAGAGUUAGAACAGGUUACGAGAUCUUGAGAGCCUCGACCUACUUGCAGCAGAAUCUCAAUAGGUUCAAUGUCCCAUUUCUAGUCCUCCAUGGUUCCGCAGACACAGUGACCGACCCAGCAGGCUCCCGGAAGCUCUACGACGAAGCAUCCUCAAGUGACAAAACAAUCAAGCUAUUAGAUGGGUACCUGCACGACUUGCUGUUCGAGCCUGAACGACAGGACAUAAUGGACUGCAUAAUUGAAUGGUUAAACGAUAGAGUAUGAUGAUGAGGGCCUUUGUCGCACAUUAUUUUGUGUCGAAUAAGGUAACGAAAGAGGGCCUUCUGAAGUGGCCAUGGCCGGAUUUGGAAAGACCAUAGAAGGGAAUGACCAAUGAGGCUUCAUGAUUUCUUGGACUGCCAUUUUUGGAGCAGUCAAGAGAGAGAGAGGAAGAGCUUUGGCUGGCUUAUUUGGCCCUGUGGGGUUUGCUGAAUAACAUGAAAAAGUAGUUAUUCUAUAUUGGAACUGGACGCAAUGUUAGUUCAUGGAUUUGUUUCAAUGAAAGGCCGUGGAUUUGUAGCAUUGUUCUUUAUCAGCAACUUUUUCAGCUUUGGCAAAGACCAGCAAGUUUCAACGUCAUUCUUUUCCACUUCACAGCAGAUUUGCUAAUGACAAUUGUGACCUGAUUUUUGCACCAUUUUGACACUUGCUUAAUUCACUCAUUGUUACUGAGCAGAAGAAAGUUAGUUACAAUGGCAAUACUC